Cricetulus griseus (Chinese hamster) is the source of this 5631-nucleotide messenger RNA. The record is from RefSeq and is a predicted model, not a curated record. Lineage: Eukaryota; Metazoa; Chordata; Mammalia; Rodentia; Cricetidae.
CCUGGGUGGCAGCGGUGGCCCGGGUCCCCAAGCUCUGGGCCCUGUGUGCAGCUGGCGCGCGCGUGUCUGCGCGUGUGUGUCCGCGCGUGCGAGUGCAAUGAGGUGGAGUCCUACGCCUGGGCGUUUCCUUCCAAGUGAUUUUGGUCAGCAAUCUGUUAGGGGAUCAUGGAAAAAAAUAUUCUGCCUGAAAGGAUGAAAACUGAGUAAGUACACAGAACUUUGAACUUGAAACAGUUCCAUGCGACCAAAUGCAAGCAAAACCCUGACAGUAACCACAUGCGUUCCAACUGCUAUUCCCUUCUUAUGUUAAAAGACGGGGAAAUGACGACAGCAAAGUGGCAAUUUAAAACUGGUCGAAAGGAAGCAGUUCAGAAACAUGAAAGGCUGAGAGCAGGGCGGCUUUAAAACCGGAGGGAAAAUGAGAAACUGCUAGGGCAACCUGGCCUGCGCCCAGCUGUGCAACAGGCACUUCGCCUUCAAUCUGCUGCUGCUGCGUCUUCAGGGCUGUUUUCAGACUCCAGGUCCGCUUUCCUGGGCUCUCUCUUUGCCCCAAAGUCGAGACAAGCUGAACUCUUCAGUUUAUGAAUGUUGUGGAAAUAAGACAUUACCGGAAGGAACUCUUGGCAGCCGGGGAUGCGUUUGGAUGAUUUCUUACGAUUAUCGUUAUUUUGACGUCUUAAAAAACAAUAAAUAAACGGGUCAGUCACUUUUUAACUGUCCACGGAAGGGCUCUUGUUAACCACCUCAGACCGCUGGGACCUGUGGCAUGAAUCUUUGGCAUGAACCUUCGGAAAGUUCUCAAGUGGAGAUGGGGCGAACUUGAUUGGAGUUGUGCAAAAAGAAGACAGAUGCGUGCCGUUUUCAUGCUGACAACGUGGCCAGGGGCCAAGUGACGCUGGACUUGGUCAUGGUCUGUCGACCGGUAUUCUUUUGUCGCCGGCGAUUUUGCCCCCGACCAUUCCUGGUGGGUUUGGUGGUGGCAAUCUGUCUCUUUUACCAGACCCUAACACUCCGAGGGACUAAGAAGCUUGCAGCGGAGGUUCCUGGGACUGUCCGCCACACACCCUCUCAAACUCAGGCUAGCAGAUGCGACCAAGGAUACCCGUGGGACAAACGGUGCUUCCUUCUCUCGGCAAAUGCCCUGGAAAUCAGGAAGAUCGAAGAGUUGAUUGAGACACACUUUGGCAGUCACAGCAGAAGGGCCAUCCUCUUCAGGUCUCCUUCACACAGCAGACCAGAGCUUCAGACCCUCCAGCACCUCCUUGGUCAGCAUGGCUACAGUGUUGUCACUGUUGAAGAAAGACUUGGUACUGGCCUAGGUCUGGAGCUGUUGGACCAAGGUGAUUUGAACUCCUGGGAUCUGCUCAUUUGCCUGCCUUCCAGGGAAGCUGAUGGGAAACCCUGCAUAGCCAGGGAGCACAUAUGCCGACUAAGGCUACAUCAAAAGAUAAAUGUAUUACCGGAAAUACAGCCUCAGCUUUGCAGAAAAGAAGGCUUGUGUCAAAUGAUCAGAAGAUUUCCAGAACUUCGACUUCCAGUGAGUCCCUCCGUGUGCCUGGAUCAGGGGAUGCAGUCACAGCUGAGUGCUUCCAGUCACCUCUCAAAAGGAGCCAAGCCACAUGUGUGGAAACCAUGGGACGGGCAAAGCAAACAGUUGAAUCAGACUACAGUCCCUGUUCCACGUGAAGCAAUCCUCAGAGCAGAAGAGCUAUCUGUGAUUCUUAAAGCCUACGUGUUGGUGACCUCCUUAAGGCCUUUGCGUGCGUUCAUUCAUUCAACUGGCACGGUGUGGAGCCCACCUAAGAAGAAACGCUUCACUGUCAAGCUGCAGAUGUUUUUUGAGACAUUCCUGAGGACAAGUUCACCUCUGCAGGCAUUGGAUAGCAUGAAAGAAGCAAUUAGCAAGCUCCUAUUGGUGGCCGAGGUGUUCAGUGAAACGUCUACUCUGGGACCAAAGACCUUCCAUAGGUGUAGACAGUGUUUUCAGCUUUUAACUUUUGAUAUUGGUUAUGGAGAUUCGGGACACCCUGUAGUGCUCCAGGUACAUGAGCAUUUGAAAGUUCGAGAUGAUGAGAAUUUCAAUCUGGAGGACCAAAAGACAGAAAAAAUUCUUUUAAAGGAUACUUUCAGUUUCCUCUUCUCCAAUACAUCUUCACUUUCCCUGCUUUCUGAGCAAUUGCAGAGGCUUUAUAGAGAGGGUGUGCUUGAGGACGGAAACUACGGAAAGGAGCUGAAUCAGUGCCUGUCUUUGGAGGAAAUUCACUCAAUUAGGACCUUUGUAAAGGAACUUGGGAGUCUGGGAGAAUUCCAACUGCUCUUCCCAUCCACAGUUCCUGGAAUUCAGUCUGUGAUGCAUGAAUUUUAUGAUAUGGCAAAUCCUAGCUCACUACUGUCCCGAUACUGGUCUCUUUUAAAUAUAUCUGAACAAUUUUGGCCCAUGAAUAAAAAGGAACAGCUACAUCCACUGGAAUGGAAUUCUUCAACAAGAAACAAGACCAUUCAGAAAACACCAGAGUCACUAGAAGCAAUCAAAAGCAAAGAAGAUGCAGUUCCAAGAGUUUUUCAUGAAAAUAAAGAUAUACACUGCAGUAAUGGGAAAGGCACAGUCUGCAAUAUCAAGAUCUUCACCCAUCCCCGUCUGGAACUAAAUCCCGAGUUUAAUCCGAAGGUGAAAGAUUAUUACUGUGAAGUGCCGUUUGAUGUACUAACAGUGAGGAUUGGAGCAGAGACUUCUAAGUGUCAGUGCAAGGUGCACCUGCAGGAGCGGGCAGGGCCAAGCUUUGCCAACUAUCCCCUGGGAUUAGGAAUGAACAGAAUUUCCAUGCUCGUGGUGGAUAAAUCUCCAGCAGAGGGUGACACAGAAACCACCUAUAAACUCAGCAUCUAUAGAGAAGACCGCCCAAGUCUGCCCUUCUUUGAGGACUUCACAGCAUGCGGUUUUGUACAGGAUUGCGGUUUAUUGAUUAAACCAGAAGAAACCUGUGGGUUGCAGCCUAUUUCUUCAGACUACAUUGAAGCCAUUUCACAGCCUAAAAUAGAGAGUUGUCCAUCUGGGGACACUAAAGGCCAGUGGAUUGUGCCUUGCCUUAGUUGCUCUGACAACAGGACCUGUGACUGGAGAGAAAUAACCUGGCAGCCACACAACUGCCAACACAAUGUCCUAACCAAGCCGGAACUUCAGCAGUGCCUGCGAGGAAGGAAGAUCCUUUUCAUUGGGGAUUCCACCAACAGAGGAAUGAUGUACUAUCUUAUUGAAAGGCUGAAUGAAACCCUGCAGGAGUGGCAGAAAGUUCACGGCACUAAACUCUACCCCAGUGUCAAUGGGGGGAAGACUUUGAUCAGUUACUCCUACUAUCCCCAGUUUUGGAUAAGCCCUUCGUUGAGACCAACAUUUGAGAAAGCACUUGAGCAUCUCUUGCAAAGAUCACAUCCCUUAGAGAAUACUGACCAGACAGUAUUGGUUGUUGGUGGUGUUCAGUGGCUUAAUUCCCAGCACCUGCAAAUCAUUCACAAGGUUUUAAAGAGGGAAAAUUUGCUCAAUAUCCUAGUGAUCAUCAAAACUUUGGGGAUUGUAUUUCCCCUGCCAGUGGAUGGAGUGCAUUUCCUAACACAGACUGAAGUACAAAACUUGCAUAAAGAAAAUCUGAGCAUUCUGGAAGCUGCAAAAAAAUAUGGCUAUGAAGUAGUAGACACUUUCACUAUCACAAUGGGACGACACAAGGAAUUUCUGCAGGGAAAUUGUGGAUGUCAUUUCCAUGAGGUAGUGAAAUCAAAGUUAUCCAGAGAGCACCAUGUUAUCAAGAUGAAAAGAUCCAAGAACCAUAUUGUGGGGAAAUACUUCAGCAGUCAAAACAAACUACAACGGCAAAAUUCUGUCCCAAAUGUUCAUUCACCAUAUCAUGUCAGAGGUCCAAUAAACCAGGUUUGUUCUGAAAUCCUGCUCAGCAGGAUGUGUGCGAGUCAGAGGUCUGCACGGGCUCCCUGAAGGAGAUCUCAGCCAUUCACCUGGACAAUGGCCUGAGAACCAAAUGUGCCUCACACAUACUUGGCAAUGAUUGCACACUCAGCAGGGCAAGCACGCACACCAAAGCAUACAGCUUUCAAAGGAGUAACGACACAUUUUUCUUAUGACUGAAUGCAUCCAAAAGUGACCUUGAGCAUCCAUUGAUGGUUUCAGACCGAAGGACAGUACUAUAAGGAGAUCACUUGAAAUGUGAUCACAAACUAGGACCACGUGGACCAGGUAUUGUAGUGCAAUAUGAUAAACAAAAAUUUAGAAAUGUAACAAUAUGGGGAUAUGAUUGAUAAUGCUGUCCCUGUGCUAUCCUCUUCAUCGGCCCACUAACAUGGUGAAGAAACAAUUACAUUCCACUUGGAGGGAUAACAGUUAAUCCUUUACCAGGAGAAAACAGGGUAUUUUUUGUGGUUUGAGCUUUGUGGAUCUAAUGCUUAUGAAAAACAUUUCUUCUUGUACUUUUAAAAGUUUGUAAUGGAAGGAAAAGACCAGGAGUGAUGCUCUACCAGGGAAUUCAAAGAGAUUCUCUGCUAGCAACAACAAUAUUGUAUUUGACUUUGUGUUCCUGUGAGUUACACACACACACCAACUGUAAAUUUAGAUGGGGAGCACAGUCUAAAUUGGUGAUAUGCAUAAUUUUAAAGUGUGAAAAAAUAAAGUUCCCCAUUUGUUACUUUGUUAUGUUCGUGGAUGUCAUUCCUAAAGAAGCUUCACUUGCUCCAUAGAUGAAUCUGAUGUAAGCCGACAAUUACAUUUUUGCAAAGGAUUGCAGGUUCUCAAAUGUGUAAACAUAAAGAAUUCUCUAUGUACCCACAAGUAGUAUUAUGUGACUAGUGUGUGUAUUUUUAUUUGAACAAAUGUGUUUAAUUCAAAUUAGAGUAAGCAUACAAGUAUUUUUUUUCAUAAAAUUAUGACAUAAGUGACACUUCUGUCUUAUUAGGUACAAAAUGGUAAGUUGCAGUAUUACACAAGUCCCUUGUUAUGGGAUAACAUCUCACUGCUAUGGUGGGUUUUAAAGGAUAAUUUGGGGGUGAGGAGAAGAAGCUGAGAAGGCCUAACUCAGUAUGUAACUAAGAUUACUAAAUGUACAAAUACCUCAAAUUCAUUGCCUUAAAAAGUGAAACUAUUUUGUUCUAUUGACCCAUCAGUUAUUUAGAAUGAAUAUCCACCUUCAAAUCUCUAUUUUUAUAUAUAUUUUUGUAAGGACAUAAACAUGAACUUUUAUUUAACUGUAUUAAAUUAUGUUUAAGUAUGAAUAUCACUUGAUAUAAACAACAUGCAUUUUUGAAUAGAUUUUUUGAACAAUAGUACCAAAUUAACUUAAAAAUGAAAUAUUUUCCAUACAUGCAUCUAUAUACAAACACUGUUUUUAGAUUUUCAGUUAUUUUUGAUGAUAUGAAAUGUUAGCAAUUGAUACAGCUGCUCCAUCAAAUUUUAAGGCAUUGCAUAUUCCACAGCAGCAUUACAUUUAAUGCUAGAUUUCUGUAACUCACUAUCAGUGUCACUGUAAAAAUCCUCUGACUUGAGUUCAUCUGGUAUUGUCCUUUUCACCACUGAAAUGCUACUAGAUGUGAGAAACAAUUUUAAUGUAUUUUCAAUAAAUGUCUAACUGGUAA